Molecule: messenger RNA, 3138 nt
Organism: Penicillium cinerascens
Lineage: Eukaryota; Fungi; Ascomycota; Eurotiomycetes; Eurotiales; Aspergillaceae
Product: Zn(II)2Cys6 transcription factor
Exons: 2
Coding region: 1-3138 (1045 amino acids)
Biological process (GO): DNA-templated transcription; positive regulation of transcription by RNA polymerase II
Molecular function (GO): sequence-specific DNA binding; DNA-binding transcription factor activity, RNA polymerase II-specific; zinc ion binding
Source: RefSeq, a predicted model, not a curated record
AUGCCUAACAUCCCCUCCCCUCCUUCGCCCGUCUCUUCAGGGAAGAAGAGACCCCAUCCUUCCGGCGACACAUCCCCGACUCAAUCCGAUCCCGCGACCUUAAAUACGGGACCCAACCCCUCCGCCCCAACCCUGCCCUCCGCGUCACCCGCUCUGUCCACCGCGCCUUCGACUACGACUAUCGCUUCCAACGCUUCCUCCUCUUCCUUCCGUAAUGUCUCUGCCUGUAACCGCUGUCGGUUGCGCAAAAACCGAUGCGAUCAGCGUCUACCGAGGUGCCAAUCUUGCGAAAAGGCCGGAGUUCGCUGUGUCGGAUAUGACCCCAUAACGAAGCGCGAGAUCCCGCGCAGCUAUGUGUAUUUCCUUGAAACUCGGGUCGCUCACCUCGAGAAGCAGUUGGCGGACCAUAACAUCGAGUUCAAAAAAGCCGUCGCAUUCGAUGAAGAAGAAGCUCUAAAAACAGAGACCGAAGGCGAUGCAGCUCAAUCAUCUGGCGACGGCCACCUUGGCGAGAAUCAAGACAAGGCACAGUGGAAGAAUAUCGCUGUGAAGGAAGAAACCGGUCCCGAUCAGCGACCAGUUGGAGAGCAAAAUCGUGAUACAGAGGGCAACCGAGAUCCCGAAAGCGAGGACAAUUGGCGUCUGCAUAAUCUGGUGUCAAAUAUUGGCAUGGUUUCGGUACAAGGAACAUCCGAUCCUCGAUAUCUCGGCUCAACAUCCGGCAUCUCAUUCGCUCGGGUCGUCUUUGCUGCAGUCAGAAGCUCAAUCCCGGGCAACCCGGAGCGCGGGCCACUUCGCACUGCUGAACGGCUACCCCAGACGGCUACUGGCUCGGGCGCAGGUAGUAUGCGCGAUUCAUUCUUCGGGCUUCAGACGAAGCCGAUGAUGAAGCGUGCGUCCUUCCCAGACCGGGAGCUCGCCGAGCGACUUGUUGAUCUGUAUUUCGAACACGCAAAUCCCCAAAUGCCUAUUCUCCACCGUGGUGAUUUCAUGGAGCUUUUGGACCGCACGUACCUGUUGGAAGAGAAGAAUCGCUCCCCGCGAGCUCUUUAUAUCCUGAACAUUGUGUUUGCCAUCGGCGCCGGAAUCAUUUUCGAUGAUAAACCCCAAAGUUCGGGUGACGAUAGCCGCGCUGGCCGUGAUCGAUCUUCAUCCACUUCCAAAAGACCGAGACUCUCAAAUCACCAGUAUCAGCCGGAGGAAUACCAUGCAUCUGCUAUUGUUCAUUUGGAAUCGUUCCUCGGUUCUUCUUCCAGCGAAGGGUUCGGUGGCUUGGAGGAGCUUCAGGCAGUGCUUCUUUUGGCCAGCUUUGCUUUGCUGCGACCGGUUGCUCCUGGUCUUUGGUAUAUCGUUGGUGUAGCGAUGCGCUUGGCCGUGGACCUGGGUCUUCACUACGAGGAUGGGAUUGGCCUUGACUCUGGAUCGAAAGACGGGAACCAGGUCCAGUCGCGCAUUGAUGCUCGUGAGCGAGGACGCCGUGAAUGGGUUCGCGAUCUGCGUCGCCGUCUGUGGUGGUGUGUGUACAGCUUCGACCGUCUCGUUGCCACCUGUGUUGGACGACCAUUUGGUAUCAGUGAUCAGGCCAUCAGCACGGAACUCCCAUCUAUGAUGGACGACAAAUACAUCACGAAAUCCGGCCUCUUGACGCCUCCCGAUGGAGCUCCCACCUACAAGCAUGUUGCUUUCCAAUACUUCAAACUCCGCCUCCUCCAGUCUGAGAUCCACGAUGUCCUUCAAUAUCAACAGGCACGCGCCAUUCGGAGACGCUCCCCGGAAAGCGCUGUCAUUCUUCCUCACGCCGAACUCACCUCCCCAUUCCUCCAAGGCUUCGAUUCCUUCCGCUCCUGGCGUCAUGAUGUCCACCGACGUCUUGUAGAAUGGCACGAAACGGCCCCAACGCGGGCUGAUACUGGCGUGAGAUUCUCCAUCGAACUUUUGGAGUUAAAUUACUGGCAGGCCAUCAUCUUGCUUUACCAACAGAGUUUGACCGUGCCUGCCGAGUUGGCCGGAGAACUCAUUCCGGCUGACGAUGUCUCCAGUCCUUCCUUUUCUAAUGUCGAUGAGGGUGACGAGGAGGAUCAUGUCUAUCUGAAUGUUGCUGAGGCUGGCCAGAAGGUUAUUCGCAUCUAUCGCCAGCUCCACCGGGUGCGAUUGGUCAACUACACGUAUCUUGCUACUCACCAUAUUUUCAUGGCUGGAAUCUCCUUUUUGUAUGCCAUCUGGCAUUCACCUCUCGUCCGAAGUCGUUUGACUCUCGACGAGGUGGAUUUCACUGUUCUCGCCGCCACAUCGGUACUGGGUGACUUGAUGCACAAGUGUCCCCCUGCUGAAGCCUGCCGAGACGCCUUCGAGCGGAUGAGCAAGGCCACGGUCCAGAUGUGCUUGUCCACCACCGGCUUCGGAUCACAGGUCGACAUGACUCGUGUGCACGCUGCUUCGCACGCGGCCGGCUCUUUGUAUCCCGGUCGAGCACGCCAGACAAUGGAUCAAAGACAGCGAGGCCAAGGCCCUCGGCGGUACACGCAAAGCCGCGCUCAACGGCCAGUCCCGAAAUUCGACAUGAAUCUAGCAGAUUUAUUCAACGAUAAUGCGCCACUGGCCGAUCGAUCCCGGUCCGAUAACAGACCUCCCGAACAAGCUUUCCCCGUCCGCCCAGAACAGGCCGAGUCAAUGGGCCCGGGCUUCUCUGCAGACCGAGCUGGUCGGUCAUUCGGGCAGCGCACUCCUUCCAUGGAGUACUUUAUGAAAAAUGAAAAUCCGACGUCCCCGCAAUCUGCACCGCAAUUCUACUACGGAAGUUCGCCGCAGCAGAGUGGCUCCCCAGGAAGCGUGGCUGCGAAUGGACCUCAUGCAAUUGCACCUGCAGACGCAGAGGCGCAGACGGGCAUCAGUCUCGAUUUCCUUGAAUUUGGAUCUGGCGAUCCCGACGCCCAACAUAUGGAAACGGACCCCAACGCGGAGUAUUUGGCUGCUAUGCCUCCUCUUGGGCCUAAUCUCGGCCAGAACGUGGGCAUUGACCUGGGCUUCGGCAUGGCUAUGGACUUCCAGCAUGACUGGAGCGAGAAUCCCAAUUAUGAUCUUCUGGAGGGGUAUUUCUUCGGCGGUUCUGGGCAAGGCGCUCCCGGUGGUGAUACUUAA